Molecule: messenger RNA, 2726 nt
Organism: Selaginella moellendorffii
Lineage: Eukaryota; Viridiplantae; Streptophyta; Lycopodiopsida; Selaginellales; Selaginellaceae
Product: bifunctional diterpene synthase, chloroplastic
Exons: 14
Coding region: 77-2680 (867 amino acids)
Biological process (GO): diterpenoid biosynthetic process
Molecular function (GO): terpene synthase activity; magnesium ion binding
Source: RefSeq, a predicted model, not a curated record
ACGACCGGAAGAGCUUAUAAUCUAGGGGACAGACAGGAAGAGUCUCACCUAGGCAGGGGAAGGCAAAGCUUUUGCGAUGGCAAAGGUUUUGUUCAGCAGCUUUCAACAGACUGGCAUCAGCGGAAGCCUCAAGUCCGGCCAGUUAUCUGGAGUUUUCAUCAAUGGCACUAAUCUCAAGAGCAACGCACACGCGAAGCGAUUCCGGAAAAACUCAACCUCCUCGAUCACUAUUAGAUGUUGUGCUUCCAACUCACCGACAUUGGAAAACACGAAGCUAGCUGGGGCUCCAGAGAAGCGGCAAAAGAAGAAGCAGCUGCCAUACCAAGGCAUUCUCCACGUCCCUGGCGAUCGCGUCGAGGAGCUUGAUACCAGAGAAACCUCGCUGCUCGUCGCGGAAGUGAAGGGAUGGCUCAUGAAACUCGCGAGUGGCAAGGGGGAAAUUAGUCCUUCGGCUUACGACACUGCCUGGGUGGCUCGAAUCGCGUCCGAGUCCGACUCCUCUCUUCCCGAGUUCCCGGAGGCCCUGGAGUGGAUCAUCAACAGUCAACUUCCGGAUGGAUCAUGGGGUGAUGAUCGUCACUUGCAACUCUAUGACAGAGUAUUAUCCACGCUCUCAUGCCUGGUCACGCUCAAGACCUGGGACAUCGGGCACAACAGCAUUGCGCAAGGCACGAAGUUUUUGCGUGAAAACAUGAUCAAGCUCAAGCAAGACGAUGGAGAUCUCUUGUCAGGUUUCGAGGUGACGUUCCCAAUGAUGCUCCACGAAGCCAAGCAGCUGGGCCUUGAUAUUCCGUACGAGACAGAGUUCACAAGGCUGCUGGAGAUUUCCACCAAGAAGAAAUUGGCCAAGAUCCCUUUGGAUAAACUCCAUUCCGCUCCCACGACGUUGUUAUACUCCUUGGAAGGCCUUCAAGACCUUGAGAUCGACUGGCAGAAGAUCCUCAAGCUCCAGUCUAAAGAUGGAUCCUUUUUGAGCUCGCCUUCGUCAACAGCAUGUGUUUACUUGAAGACCAAGGACAGGAAAUCGUUGCAAUACUUGCAAAAUGCUAUGGAAGAUCAAAACUAUGCUGUUCCUUGCCAUUACCCCAUUGAUCUUUUCGAAAGUUUAUGGGUGGUCGACACCAUUGAGAGGCUGGGGAUUGACGUCUUCUUCAGAGAUGAGAUCAAAGCCGUCCUCGACUAUGUGUACAGCUUUUGGACAAACGAAGGAAUCGGAUGGGGAUCUACAUGCUUAGUCAAUGACAUAGACGACACAGCAAUGGCAUUCCGUAUCCUUCGGAUGCAUGGAUACAAUGUAUCUCCAGAUGCAUUCAACCAGUUCUGGCUGCCUGGAGACAAGUUUUGCUGCUUUGUUGGCGAAUUAUCACAUGGGGUCUCUGAAAUGCUCAACUUGCAUCGGGCUUCCCAGGUCGAUUUCCCGAACGAAGCGAUUCUUACAAAGACUUUCAAGUACUCCCACGAUUAUCUACUGAAUGUUGACAGCGCUCACAUGGAUAAAUGGGCAACGAAGAAAAACCUCAUGGGAGAGGUGGCAUUUGAGCUAGCAAAUCCAUUCCAUGACUGCUUGCCGAGGAUUUAUAAUAAUGCUUAUAUCAAGCACUAUGGCAUGGAUGAUCUUUGGAUUGCUAAGACUAUUUAUCGGUUGCCUCUAGUGAAUAACAAAGUGUUUCUAGAGCUUGCAAAUCGGUAUGCUCAACAAUGUCAAUUGUAUCAACCUGCGGAACUGACAAAAUUGGUCAAUUGGUGGCAUUCAUCGCGCUUCGAAGAUAUACCGUCUACCAGAUUAACAGCGAAUAUUGAUAUGCUCCCUUAUAUUUACUAUGUGAUCUGUGCAACUUUCCAUGAGCAAGAAUUUGCCCAGUUGAGAGUUUUCUUCUCAAAGGCUUGUUGUCUGAACACUUUAUUUGAUGAUCUUAUGGACUGUGCAACAAGCAUUGAAGAGCUAGAUCGUCUCCAAAAUGUGAUUGAAAGGUGGGAUAUCUCUUUGUCGCAUGAACUUCCUCUAGAAUAUAGGAUUCCCUUUCAAGAAUUCUAUAAUACCGUUCUUGUUAUGACCGAGGCAGCAUCCAAAAUACAUAAAAAUCUGUCUCCAGAAUUUAUUUGCAAAUACCUGUCUGGAAUUUACACAAAACUUAUAAAAUCCGAGAUUGCUGAUGCUCGUUGGAAAAUUGAAGGAUACAUACCAAGUUUUGAGGAGUACAUGGAGAAUGCUGAAGUUAGCAUCUCCACUUGGGUCCAUGUACUUAUGAGCAUAUUAUUUUGUGGGGAGCCUCUAACGGAAGAAAUAUUAAACACUAUUUAUGAUAGUAGGCCUCUCAAGCUUGAUCGAAUCAUCUCUAGGCUCUGCAAUGACAUCCAAACAUAUAAGAUUGAGAUGAAACUUGGACAACCAACACAAGGAGUUUCUUGCUACAUGAAAGAACAUCCAGGUGCAACUGAAGAAGAUGCAUUAGUAUAUUUGCAAAGCUUGCUUGAGAAAACCAAAAGGGAACUCAAUGAAAGCUACUUCAUCACUCAUGAGAAUGAUCUACCUAAAAACAUCAAGAGGUUUAAUUUUGAAAUGGUGCGGAUGAUGUUAAUCACCUACAACGAAACAAGACAGGUAGAUCUUUUCAGAAACCCCGACAACGAGCUUAAAGACAUGAUAAAGUUUUGUUUAGAAACUUAUAGAACUUUGUGAUAAAAUUACUAUAAAAUAUGAUAAUAACUAGAAUUCUUUUUCCAAA